CAUUGAAGAGAGAGAGAGAGAGAGAGAGAGAGAGAGAGAGAGAGAGAGAGAGAGAGAGAGCACUGAAAAUGAUGCUAACAGGGAGAGAAAAGGAAGGAGAGAAAAAGAAGAAAGACACGUUGAAAGGGGUGAGAUGUACAACGGUAGAAGAAAGAUCUGAGGAUGUUUGAGAACUCGAUGCACUGAGUAACAGCAGACAGGCUGACAAAGUGACAGAAAUGACAGGGAUGCACACAUCUGAAGGAGUGUGUUGAUUACAGCCAACUGGCAUGAUUACAGAAUCUAAAAGGAAAAAAAAACAACUGACACACUGACAACGGAAAUGAUAUUGAAACUGAAAUGCUGAACCUGCUCCAGACAGAAAAGCGACUGACGUACGUGGAUGUUCAGAGAUGAUACGAGGGUAGAAAGGUCACUGAGAGUUGAAGCGUCCCUGCUUGGAAAAGAUGCAGCUUCACCUGGUUGGACACUGACGGGCAUGAGGACAGCUUCACCAGACACAGAUUUGACUUGUCCCAGAGUUAGUCUACUGGUUUGACUGGUUAGUCUCUCCUUUUUUUCUAGAGUUUCUGCGCCAACUCUCAUCACCCUCACCAUCAUCACCUACGUGCCUCAUCAUCAUCAACAUCAUCAUCAUCAUCAUCAUCAUCAUCACUAUUAUGAUGGCCUUCAACAGCACUGAGUCCUGGCUUUUAAUCAAUACUUCAUUUCCCAUCCUGCCUGUAAUAGGCAGUCCAAGUAACAGAAGUGGGAUUGAAGCAUAUCUUCAAAGACUGGCUCAUUUAGACGAGGGGCUCUACAAUGACUUUUACGGUCUUUGGAUUGCACUGAUGGUCAUAAACUCUCUCAUAUUCUUGGUGGGCAUGGUGCUCAACACAGUUGCACUUUAUGUUUUCUGUUUCCGCACCAAGCAAAAGACCACCUCUGUGAUCUAUACUAUCAACUUGGCGGUGACAGACCUCUUGGUGAAUCUCUCUCUGCCGACUCGCAUCUUGCUCUAUUACAGUGGAGGAGCUUGUCUCACCUGCUCCUACCUGCACAUCUUCAGCUACUUUGUCAACAUGUACUGCAGCAUCUUGUUUCUGACCUGCAUAUGUGUCGACCGAUACCUCGCCAUCGUGCAGGUUGAAGCUUCCCGUCGUUGGAGGAACUCCAGUGUGGCCAAAUGUGUGUGUGUCUCUGUCUGGCUGUGUGCCAUCGUGGUCACCUACUCCUUCCUUUCUACUGCUUUCCAGCACCCAGGAUGCUGCCUCUCCAAGCUCCUCUUUCUUACCAUCACCGAGUUCUUUCUACCCCUCAUCAUCAUUAUGGUCUUCACUUUGCGGAUUAUGUGGGCACUCGCUGACCGCCGCCUGAUGCAGCAGAGCAGGGAGAGGAGAAGGAGGGCUGUCCAGCUCCUGACCACAGUGCUGAUCAUCUUCACUGUCUGCUUCACACCCUUCCACAUCAGACAGGUGGUGGUGUACUUCCACCCUGACAUGCCUCAUCAUGUGAUAGCCUACCACUUGACUGUCACUCUCAGCAGUUUGAAUAGCUGUAUGGAUCCUGUCGUCUACUGCUUUGUUACGAAUAAUUUCCAGGCCACCAUGAGGAAUAUUUUUCGCCGCGCAGAGCCCGAGCAGACAAGCGGCGACAUCAUCAGCAUGCAGCACAGCUCCAAGGCCUCAGGGCGGACAGUGAACGCCAUCACUGGUAAUAUGAUUAUGAUGACCAAGAUCCCCACUUCACUGCAGAGAGACAAUCUGGGGAAGAACCACUCAAUGUAAAUCCCCUUUCCCAUGGGGUAAAGAGAAACUUUGAGUUACUGAGAUGUUACAUCGCCUGGAGAAAGGUGUCUGAUAUUUCUGGACUCUGUAACAUGCUGAUCAGUGAUAACAGCAUCAGUGUAUGAUGGCACUGCUCAGGAUGAACAGCCAAUGCUGUCAUUAAUAAUAAUAAUAAUAAUAAUAAUAAUAAUAAUAAUAAUAAGGACCAACCAAUUUAGCUGAUUUAGCAAACUAAAAACGUUUAUUAACUACUUGAACUAAUUCCAACAUUGACAAGAGACAAAUGUAGUCUGCAACUAAACAUUAUCAUCACACAAGAAACCAUCCCACAGCUUUGGACCUGUGACUUUUCAACUGUGAGACAAUCUCCCUCUCUGCUAGACCAUGUUGCAGCCAAAUUCAAACAAUACAAGAGAACACAAAGCUGACUUAACAUGUAUUAUUACUUGAAUCAUACAAUUGACAAAAUACCAAAUCUUAUUUAAAAAACAAACACAUUUGACGUAUUCUACAUCCACAUCCACAUUUUAAUCUUAUAUGUUUUUACAUUAAAAGUGACCAAUUGCACUGCCCUAAGUCAAAUUAUUUUUGAAAACUGAAAAAGUUUCCAUUUUUGGUAACAGAGAUAGUCUAGAUGGGACUGCAAAAGGAACAAUGAUAGCUGUGACAUCUGUUAUGCAGAAAUCUGAGAACUGGCCAGGUAAUAAGUGCUGGUAUUACAAAAGAAGAUAUUGAUGACCACCCUGAUACCUGCCUGGGACCAUUACACCCUUUUCUUUAAAGUGUGGAACAUAUACUGUCAAACAGACUUGAACUAAUUCCUUACUAUUCUGUCUGGUUAAGUGUGAACAGGAGGGGAUUUAACCAAUUGGAACACAAUGUGAAAUAGACCACACCUGUAUCUGAUUACAUGGAAGGAUAGUGAUAUGUUUUUUGCCCAUUACAUGGUGACCACUUCAGAAGAUCCACUGCAAGAAAAUAUUUGGGAAUGAGAACCACUUUUGUGCAGCAGAGGGCAACAUUGCAAUACCUUUCAAAGACCAUUACAGUAAGACACCAAAGAAAAUGUUAUCACUUCAAUGGAAACUGCUUGGAUGACUGAAAGCAGACACAAUGUGAAUGUUUGGGCUGUAGGCUAAAUAAUAUUGUUUUUUUUAUUAUUGUUUGAUAUUAUGUACUGUUAAGUAAACAAUUUGAUCAACAAUCAUAAGAACCUCUCUAUGUAGGAACAAAUGACAUAUUACGUAAACUGAAGAAACUGUAGGGGGAAUAAAGGUGUGUUCAAGUGAGUCAAA
Molecule: messenger RNA, 3061 nt
Organism: Perca fluviatilis (European perch)
Lineage: Eukaryota; Metazoa; Chordata; Actinopteri; Perciformes; Percidae
Gene: gpr20
Product: G protein-coupled receptor 20
Exons: 7
Coding region: 660-1766 (368 amino acids)
Biological process (GO): phospholipase C-activating G protein-coupled receptor signaling pathway; positive regulation of Rho protein signal transduction
Cellular component (GO): membrane
Molecular function (GO): G protein-coupled receptor activity
Source: RefSeq, a predicted model, not a curated record